Messenger RNA from Funneliformis mosseae, 1313 nucleotides. The record is from the annotation of a GenBank genome assembly. Lineage: Eukaryota; Fungi; Glomeromycota; Glomeromycetes; Glomerales; Glomeraceae.
AUUUCAGUUCCGCAUUUGUAACAGUAUCGUUAUAUAUCAACACUACAGCUAUACCAGUUGAAUUACGACCCUACAUUAACUUGUACCUUGAAUCAUUUUACUUUCUUCCACUUACUCUUCCUGAUGGAACCAAGUUAACAUUUGAACAAGUUGUAUCAGAAUUGAAUAAUGAUACCGUGGAUUAUCAUUCUUCUUUAGGAGUUGGGAAAUUUUUUGAUCAAAUGAUUGUAAUUCAUAUUAAGGUUGAAGCUAGUAAUUAUGUUAAAGGUAUCCAAUGGUUACGUGAUUUACUAUGGAACACGGAAUUUACCGCUGAUAGAUUAAAGGUCAUAGCUUCGAAACUCCUUAAUGAGAUUCCAGAAGAAAAGCGUGAUGGACACGGGAUGGCAUCAGUAGUUUCAGAUUUGAUUAACUUUGAUUCCAAAUUAUCAAAUAAAUGUUCUCUUUCAUCUCUGUAUCAAGAGAGAUUUAUAAAAAAUUUUAUUAAUGAAUUGGGCAAGGACCCUGAUCAGGUUAUUCAAAGAUUUUAUCAACUUAGAGGAUUAUUGACCAAACCCGAGAAUUUUAGAAUUCAUGUUAUAGGGGAUAUUUUAAAUCUUCCUAAUCCAAAAAGUGUUUGGGCUGAACAUUUUAAGAUAAUUGAAACUUCUAAACAAUUAACACCAGUUCCUUUAUCUCAACAAGUUUUGACAGAAUAUGGAAGAAAUCCUGGGAAUCAGGGUUAUGUUGUUAAAUUACCAUCUAUUGAAAGUUCUUUUUCAGCGCAUAUAACCAAAGGUCCAUUGAGUUUCGAUUCACCAGACCUCGUACCGUUAUAUGUAUUAUGUGAAUUCUUGGAUAUUCUUGAAGGUUUAUUAUGGAUUACAAUUCGUGGUCAGGGUUUAGCUUAUGGUACUUGGUUCAAUGUUGAUGUUGAAAGUGGACAUCUCGAAUUUAUUAUUUAUCGAUCUCCCGAUGCUUUUAAAGCUUUUGAACAAGCUAGAAAAGUUGUUUUUGGUUUGGCUGAGAAGACGAUUGAUUUUGAUAAGUCUAAAUUUGAAGGAGCUAAGAGUAGUUUGAUCUUUAAACUUGUUAGAAAAGAGCAUAAUCCUACUUCAGCGGCUUCUGAGACGUUCAUGGUGCAAGUAUUAAAAAAUAUGGAUGCGAAUUAUAAUAAAGAUCAAAUAGCAAAAGUUCAGGCCGUUAAAAUUGAAGAUAUUUAUCCAAUAUUAACGAAAUAUGUAUUAAAUCUAUUUAAACCUGAAACUUCCAAUGUUGUUGCUGUUUCAACUCCUGUUAAAGUUGAGAAUUUAAUAAUCAUGAAUUUCACUUGA